AUGCCCACACCUCUCCCUCUGCAACUAGACAGAAUCCCAAACCAAGAUAAAUUCUUCGACAAUCCCUCCUAUUUCAGAAGCCUCGCAGGCAAACUGCAAUAUCUCUCGUUGACUCGACCAGACAUUCAGUUCUCAGUAAACUUGGUAUGCCAGAAGAUGCACGAGCCGACCGUCUCAGAUUUCAACUUACUGAAACGUAUUCUCAGAUAUCUUAAAGGGACAAUCAACAUGGGAGUCUCCCUCGAGUCUGAUACGAACUCACAGCUCAGGGCCUACUGUGACAGUGAUUGGGCCGGGUGUCAGGACACAAGACGUUUCACAGAAGGCUUCUGCACCUUUCUCGGUUCCAACUUGAUAUCAUGGUCGGCAAAGAAACAAGACUCAGUGGCUCGGUCGUCUACAGAAGCAGAAUACAGAACUCUCUCAGACACAGCGGCUGAGCUUGAAUGGAUAGUUGGUAUGUUGAACAGCAUUGGCGUAAAGCAACACACAGCUGCAUAG
Brassica oleracea var. oleracea is the source of this 501-nucleotide messenger RNA. RefSeq lists its product as uncharacterized. The record is from RefSeq and is a predicted model, not a curated record. NCBI's taxonomy places the organism in Eukaryota, Viridiplantae, Streptophyta, Magnoliopsida, Brassicales, Brassicaceae. The transcript has a single exon. Bases 1 to 501 code for a protein of 166 amino acids.